UCUGUUUGGUUUCUUUUUUUGGGAGGUUUCUAUUUUCUUUCCUGAGUUUACCCAAAAAAGAAAGAGAUCAGGUUCUUCCAUCACUAAAUUCUCUUUCCUUCUAAAUUUUCCUUUUUUUUCUUUUUCUUUAUCCAUUUCUUAUUUAUACCCUCUUCUUCUAGGGUUCUUGUAACACUCCAAAAAAAUACCAAAAUCCAUUCAAUUCCACCAACCCACCCAAUUUCCCUAGGGUUUCUCUGAUUCUCCCACUCCUUUUCUCUAACCCCAUUUCAAAUUUUCCAUCUUUAUAGAUUUCUGGGUUUUUUCUUUCUUCCUUUUUUGUUUUUUUGGGUAAAAUGGUGAGGGGGAAGACUGAGAUGAAGAGGAUAGAGAAUGCGACGAGCAGGCAAGUGACGUUCUCAAAGCGCAGAAAUGGGCUGCUCAAGAAGGCUUUUGAGCUAUCAGUUCUUUGUGAUGCAGAAGUUGCUCUCAUUAUUUUCUCUCCCAGAGGCAAACUUUAUGAGUUUUCAAGUUCAAGUAUAAACAAGACAAUUGAUCGCUAUCAGAACAGAACCAAAGAAUUGAUGUCCAGUAGCAACACUGCUCUAGAAGAUGUGCAGUUGGAGAAGGAAUAUGACUCAUUUAGCAUGACCAAGAAGUUAGAGCACCUUGAAGUUUGUAAAAGAAAACUGUUGGGAGAUGGCUUGGAUUUGUGUUCUAUUGAAGAGCUUCAGCAGCUUGAAAGGCAACUUGAAAGAAGCUUAAGCAAAAUUAGGUCAAGGAAGUAUCAAAUGCUGAAGGAAGAAAUUGUAAAGCUCAAGGAAGAGGAGAAAAUGUUGCUGGAAGAAAAUGCAGCAUUGCUGAAGAAGGUGGGGACUGAAUCAGAACAAAGAGCAGAAGCCAAACAGAGAUCAGAAGGCCACCAAGAGAUUAUGGAAGUGGAAACUGAAUUGUUCAUAGGACCACCAGAAAGCAGAAGCAGCAAUGGCUUCCUGUAGAUUUUUACAACAAAAAUGCUUGUUUUUUAACUCCUAGGCUUGAAAAUGCCAGAAAAUUUGCCAAGACAAAAUAAAAGAAAAAAAAAGGGUACUGAGUUUUAUAUGCAGCAUUUACACUGAAAGUGAAACCCAACAUCACCAAGAUCAACACUGAAACUCAAAGUGGUUUCUGACUAUAAGUUUGUUUCAUUGUAUACUUUUCCUCGGAAAAGUAUAUAUGUGAAACUAAGUGUAUAUUUAGGGACUGUUCCUAAUUGUCGGAUACUGUGUCUUUUUUUCCCUACUCAGCUUUUGCCUGUGAUUUUCAAUGUACAACUUGUUAAUGUUUCUCCUUU
Molecule: messenger RNA, 1312 nt
Organism: Momordica charantia (bitter melon)
Lineage: Eukaryota; Viridiplantae; Streptophyta; Magnoliopsida; Cucurbitales; Cucurbitaceae
Product: agamous-like MADS-box protein AGL19
Biological process (GO): positive regulation of transcription by RNA polymerase II
Cellular component (GO): nucleus
Molecular function (GO): RNA polymerase II transcription regulatory region sequence-specific DNA binding; protein dimerization activity; DNA-binding transcription factor activity
Source: RefSeq, a predicted model, not a curated record